Messenger RNA from Naegleria gruberi, 930 nucleotides. RefSeq lists its product as uncharacterized. The transcript has a single exon. The record is from RefSeq and is a predicted model, not a curated record. The coding region runs from base 1 to 930 and encodes 309 amino acids. Lineage: Eukaryota; Heterolobosea; Eutetramitea; Acrasida; Naegleriidae.
AUGUUAGAAGCCAUACUGAAUUUUUUCUAUUGGCUUUUGGCUUUGAUCGGAUUAGGCCAAGCAACACAACAACAACAAAUUGUCGCUCCGGAACAACAUCAAGAUGAAGAAGAACAUCAUCAUCAACAACGAAGAAAUAUUCCGGCAGCAAGAGGACAAAUACGGAGAAGAAAGAAUGCUGCUGCUUCUGCUUCAUCAUCAACAAAUGAUGAUCACGAAUCUGCUAGUAGUGGCAGUGAUGAAAGUGAUGAUGAUGGUUCGGAUCAUGAUUCUGAAGCUGGGGAAGAAGAUAUUCAUAUUCAUUCUAAACUUACAAGAAAUGAACGUGUAAAUUUGAAAAAGAUGGAAAAGAGACGUCAAAAGCAAGCCUUGAAGGAACAAAGAGAGGCCAUGGUUCAAGCUGAAAAGGAGAGAAAGACUCAAAUGAAAAAGAAAAUGGAAGAUGAGGAAUUGGAACGUGAAGAAAAGGAAGCUGAAUUGAGAGAAGCUGAAAGAAUUCAACGUGAAGAAAAGGAAAAGAAAAAACAAGAGGAAUAUGAAGAAUGGCGUCACUUGUUUGAAGUUUCUGAACAAGGUGAAGGAAUUGAUUCUGAUAUGACUCAUAAUGAGAGCAUUUUGAGUGAAUUUAUCAAUUACAUCAAGGAUCAUAAAGUGGUUGUUCUUGAAGAUUUGGCAAGUGAGUUCAAGAUCAAGACUGAACAUUGCAUUAAUAGAAUUAAAUCUCUUGAAGAGGAGGGUAAAAUAACAGGUCUCCUGGACGAUCGUGGUAAAUUUAUUUAUAUUUCCAAGGAAGAAAUUGAAAAGGUUAAACAAUUUAUUUUACAAGAAGGUAGAAUUAGCAUUUCAGAUUUGAGAAAUGAAAGUAACAAGUUAAUUAAUCUCAAACCAAAGGAAGAAGAUGUAAAUAUUGAGGAAAUUCUGGUGAAAUAA